Molecule: messenger RNA, 6124 nt
Organism: Bipolaris sorokiniana ND90Pr
Lineage: Eukaryota; Fungi; Ascomycota; Dothideomycetes; Pleosporales; Pleosporaceae
Gene: PKS16
Product: polyketide synthase PKS16
Exons: 5
Coding region: 1-5973 (1990 amino acids)
Biological process (GO): fatty acid biosynthetic process; secondary metabolite biosynthetic process
Molecular function (GO): fatty acid synthase activity; phosphopantetheine binding
Source: RefSeq, a predicted model, not a curated record
AUGGAUAUCGCUGCUCAACAUGUCUUUCUCUUUGGGGACCAGGCGGAUGCCCCGUUGCCCAUGAUUCGCCGAGUAGCCGAAAAGGCUCGCCAUUCUAAGAAUCUCCAAUCAUUCCUUCAAAGCGCUAUCGACAAUGUGCAACUGGAGGUUUCGAGACUUACUCCUGCGGAGCGAGAUACUAUCGGACCAUUCCACUCAUUGCAGGGCCUCACAAAUGCCUUGAAGGAAAAAUCCGACCGUCAUGGAAUCGCACAAAUGGUCUCAGUGUUUAUCGCACGUAUAGGAGAGUUGAUUCUACAUGCAGAAAACGACCCAGCCCUCCUGGACAGCUCGACGCCACUGCUCUCUCUUGGCAUUUGCGGCGGUCUUCUUCCUGCUGCAGCUGUUGCCGUGGCCACCAACAUCCACGAAUUGAUAGAGGUGGCUAGCUAUCUCGCUCGAGUCAACUGCCGAGUCGCAGUUGCGAUAUCUAGGCGCUCACUGGGGAUUGAGAGUGGGACCGGGAGUUGGGCGUUUUCGGUUCUAGGAAAAGAUAUUGUUGCACAGCUCCCGGAUAUCCUGAAUCAGUUCCACAGAGAACAGUCGAUCCCACGCCAUAGACGAGCUUGGAUUGCCGUCAGCACACCCACCUGGGCCACAGUCUUUGGACCCCCUUCAGUCCUUCGCAGAUUAAGAGAAACUUCCGCCCCGUUGCGAAAGAGUGAUACGUCUGAAUUACCGGCGUUCGGGGCGGUACAUGCGGCUCAUUUGGCGGCUCCCGAGUUCGAUGAUCUUGUGGACGAGAGCCCUUUACUCACCCGACCUCUCAAAACUGGCUAUAGGCUUCUUUCUGGAAGUAGAUAUGCACCUUAUGAUGCGUCUACCUUGAAAGACCUGCUUCCCCAAAUCAUGCUCGACAUCUUCCAGAAUGAAACAGAUCCGUCUCGUGUCUUCGAGGUGGCAGGUUCAUAUUUACGAAAGGGCGCAUCUCCUUCGCUCUACAUGCUGGGUGCUACUAGCUAUCUGGUUCUCCUACGCCGGUCUUUACACACUCAGGGGUUCAAGGUGGAUCUCAAGACCAAUCCGCCUAGUCUGCAGACCGCAGAGCUUCGUGGCGGUUCUGGAUCGGUGGCUGUUGUUGGCAUGUCCGGUCAGUUUCCGGGGGCUGCAAGUGUGGACGAGAUGUGGGACGUGCUCAUGCGGCGAGAAGAGCUUCAUCGGAAGAUUCCUACAGAGCGAUUCAACGCCGAUGAUUAUCUGGAUGAAACAGGUCGUGGCCUCAACGCGAUAACCACGGCUUAUGGUUGCUUUCUGGGGAGCCCAGGCCUCUUUGAUCAUAAGAUGUUCAACGUCUCGCCGCGAGAAGCAAUGCAGAUGGACCCCGGACAAAGGCUUCUGAUGCACGGCGUAUACACUGCUCUCGAGGAUGCAGGUCUUGUCACCGGUGGCACUGCAUCUGCAGACAACCGACGCAUUAGCACAUACAUAGGCGAUGGUAGUGACGACUGGCGAGAACUUCAGCAGCAGCACGGUGUGGACAAGUACAUUCUCCAAGGGACACAGCGGUCCUUCACGCCCGGGCGUCUCAAUCAUCAUUUCAAGUGGGAAGGUGCCACCUUCUUGGUCGAUUCGGCAUGCGGCUCAACCGCGUCUGCGGUAGGGCUGGCAUAUAGAGCCUUGAUCAACCGGGAUUGUGACACUGCCGUCGCAGGUGGGGCCAACAUCAUCGCCACGCCUUUCUGGCAGUCUGCCCUCAGCAAGGGUGGCUUCCUCUCCACGACCGGAGGCUGCAAGACAUUCCGAUCCGACGCCGAUGGUUACUGUCGGGGAGAAGGAGUCGGAGUGGUUGUGCUCAAGCGGCUGGAAGAUGCUCUCGCGGAAAACGACAACAUCAUCUCGGUCAUUCGUGGCUACGCUAGAAACCACUCGGCAGAUACCGUCUCCAUCACUCGACCCCACGUUCCGGCGCAGGAGCGCGCUUACCAAGCCGUUCUCCACAGUUCUGGCUUGGAGCCAGAUGAUAUUAGUUACGUGGAAAUGCACGGGACAGGAACCACUGCGGGAGACUCUGCCGAGCUAGAGUCUAUCGUCAAUGUUCUUGCUCAAAAGAGCACAAGGGCAACGCCAUUGGUAGUGGGGGCCAUCAAAGCGAAUCUGGGACAUUCUGAGGCAGCAUCAGGCAUUUCCUCCUUGAUUAAAGCAUCCUUCAUGUUUCGCAAGGGAGUUGUUCCUCCUCAAGUAGGAAUUCCCGAGAAAAUGGGGGUUUUUGACUGCCUCGACCGUGGCUCCGUCCUCAUCCCUGGCGAGCCAGUUUCUUUCACACGACAAAGUGUUGGCAAGACGCGGACCAUGAUAGUGAACAACUUUGAUGCUGCUGGGGGCAAUAGUUGUUUUGUAUUGGAAGAACCUCCUACAUCUUUACCGAAAGGCUCUGAUCCUCGUCGCUAUCAUGUCGUUACUGUUUCGGCACACUGCCAAGCCUCACUAGAUGGGAAUAAACGGCGAUUACUCCAGUUUCUCACCGAAAACAAUCAGACCAAUCUCGCAGACCUGUCAUAUACAACGACGGCUCGCCGCAUGCAUCAUAGCUUACGCUCUGCAUAUACUGGCGAUAGUAUUCAAGAGAUCAUCAAUGGCCUGAACCGUGAUCUUGGUACAAAUAAUCGUGGUGAUGAUAAGACUGGGGAGCCUCGUCUCGCGUUCGCAUUCACCGGCAACGGGGCACACUACGCUGGCAUGGGAGCGGAUCUGUUCAAGCUUUGGCAACCAUUCCGGAAAACCAUCACUAGUCUUGAAAAGAGUUGCAUGUCACAUGGAUUUCCUCGGUUCGCACAUGUAAUCUCGGAUCCGGCUACGGCAAUGGAGAAUAUCAGCACAGCGCAGGUGCAUCUGUCCAUGAUUGCCCUGGAAAUCGCACUUGUAGACGUGUGGAAGCUCCUGGGCAUUUCUCCGGACCUCGUCAUGGGCCACAGUAUUGGCGAAUAUGCCGCGCUGUAUGCAGCGGGGGUGCUUUCAUCAACAGAUGCCAUGUACCUGGUGGGAACACGAGCAAUGCUCUUACAGGACAACCUGGAAGAGGGUGCCCACGGAAUGUUGAGCAUCUCAGGAACACAGCAAAACAUUGCAAACAUUGUCUCAGACGAGAGCGUCAUGGUCGACUGCGAGAUAGCUUGCCACAACAGCCCAGGCAUGGUAGUACUGGGCGGCCCACGACAACGGCUUGCAGAAAUCGAGGAGCAACUGCUCAGUGCAAGCAAGUGUAAAUGCAAAUUGCUAAAUGUUCCGUACGCCAUGCACUCCAGUCAACUGGAUAGCAUACUACCAGGAAUCCGUGAAGCCGCCCGGGGCGUGUGCUUUGGCACUCCGAAAAUCAAGGUUAUCUCAACUUUGACGGGCACAGAGCAGCAACACUUUGAUGGCAACUAUCUCGCGAGACAAACAAGGGAGGCUGUAAAGUUCACUCAAGCCAUAUCGCACUGCGUCUCGCAGGGUCUUGUCGAUUCGACUACGCUGUGGCUAGAAAUCGGACCCGCUCCAGUAUGCCUGGGACUUGUACGUUCAAACACCAGUGUGGCCUCGCAUCGUGCCAUGACUAGUAUGACGAAAGAAGAAGGGGGGUGGAAGUCUGUUUCGUCAGCUUUGGCAUGUCUCUACGUGGCUGGUAAGACAGUCGGCUGGCGGGAGUACCACAGCGACUUUAUCGACAGCUUGUCACUCAUCUCCUUGCCGUCAUACUCUUUCGACACACGGAACUUUUGGAUGCCCUUUACGGCUGGCAGCAAGCACGAAGAUGUACAGCUUAUUUCCUCGUGCUUGCAUCAUCUUGUGAAGCAGGAAGAUGACGGCAAAGAACAAUCGGCCACCUUUACGGCCAUGGUAUCUCAGCCGUCCUUACUAAGAAUGAUCCAAGGCCACAAGCUGUCGGGCAUUACCGUAUGCCCGGCUGGGGUAUUCGCUGAGAUGGCCCUUACAGCUGCCCGUUAUGUGCAUACUGGCGGGUCGAUGAAGACGCAAUUUCCAUUGUUUUCGGUACUCGAUCUCCAGAUUGAUCAUCCCAUCAAACCCCAACCUGACUCUCAGCCAGUCAUUCAGGUAAACGUCAGUAAGCCAAGACAGUCGGGAGACUUUGCCGUUUCCAUUAUGGAUCAAGCCAAGCCCUCUUUGAUCACAUCAAAGUGUUGCGUUCGCGAGAGAGAUGAGCAGGACUUCGACAUGACACGACAGCAACGACUUGGCGUGAUGUUGCCCAAGAUUUCCAAACUGAUGCAAGAUGCUGCGGUAGGGCUUGCGAACCGAUUUCAAGGAAAGCUCUUCUACAGGCUGUUCGCGAACCUGAUGGAUUAUGCUGGGCAGUAUGAAGGUGUACAGGAAGCCAUUGUAAACAAUGAUUUCACCGAAGCUCUGGCAACGAUUCGGCUUCCAAAGGGGCAGGACGCCAGUGAGUCGUGUACACUAUCGCCGUAUUGGAUCGACGCUCUCACCCAUCUGGCGGGUUUCCUGUUGAACGGCAACCCAAUGAGCAGCGGAGAUGAUGUCUACAUCGGAACUCAUAUGGAGCGUAUGGAGAUUGUGGCUAAGGACUUUUCUCCAGACGUCGUUUACCAGAGCUAUGCCUAUAUCGAGCACACGGAAGGGUCCGAUGACUACCGUGGGCAUGUCUAUAUCCUCAACGGUGAUGGCAUCGUGGGCUUCCUGGAAGGUGCGCGCUUCCGUAAGAUGCCACGGACAAUGCUGCACCGGAUUCUGGGCAAGGUUGAACCUGCGGCCACUACUACGAGUAGCCGGUCCAUUACGGCGGAGCCACCCGUGAAUGGCACCAGCGGCAAUAACGGUACCAACGGUAUCAACGGCCACCACAAGACGAUUGAGUCAGUGCUGGUCGAGCGUCUCAUGGAGGAAACGGGCAUGGAUGAGAGCGAACUUCAGCCGUCGACCUUCUUUGCCGAGAUUGGCGUCGACUCGCUCAUGUGCCUCUCCAUCCUGGCCGACAUCAAGGCCGAGACCGGUGUUGAGCUGAACGCCUCAUUCCUGCUGGAGUAUCCCACGCUCGGGGACGCACAGCGCCAACUGCGGACGAUGGAGGGCAAGCGUAAGCGUGAAAGGGCAGACUCGGCCACCGCCAAUGGUACAGGCGCGGUAGUGUUGAAUGGACAAAACGGCCUGUCCACCACCAAGCGCGAAUGCAACGUCGUCCUCAUGCAAGCACAAGGGCACACAUCUUCCAGCCCGCCUCUGUUCCUCAUGGCCGAUGGCGCAGGCUCUGCGGCGGCCUACAUGCACCUACCGAAGUUGCUAGACGUAGUAGACGGCGUCUACGCUGUCGAAUCGCCCUGGGUGCGCGACCCAGCCGAGUUCACCUGCAGCUUCGAAGAGGCCGCAGCGCUGUACCUGGCAGCAGUGCGGUCUAAACAGCCGCGUGGGCCGUACCUGUUAGGCGGUUGGUCGGGUGGCGGCGUGUUUGCAUAUGAGGUGGCGCGGAGGUUGCUCAAUGCAGGUGAGCGGGUGUUGGGGCUCGUUGUCAUCGACAUCCCCGCGCCCAGCCUGCAACUCCCAUCCUCCGGAGUGGUGGCAGAGCCGACCAUGGAAAUUAUUGAUAUGAUCGGUAUGCUCAGCGGCAUCGAGCGCAACUUCGCCAACAAGGCCGAGAGCCCUGAGGCUGCACGCCUCAAGCACCAUAUGCUGGGGACCGUCACGUGCUUCAGCCGCCUGGUACCCAUUCCCAUGCAGCCCCAUGUACGGCCCGAGCACACCUUUGUCAUUUGGGCCACCAAGGACGUCCUUCCCAAAGCCGCCUUCGAUGAGCUGCCUCCGGGCCUGGACGCUUGGUUCUACCCUAAGCCCCGUGACAUGGGUCCCAACGGCUGGGAUGCGCUCAUUGGUGACGCGGUAGAAUACUGUCAAGUGCAAGGCGAUCAUUUCUCCAUCAUGACGGCCCCCGAGGUCUUGGAGCUUGGUCAGGUUAUACAGGCUUCUCUUGAAAAGUGCAAAGUGUAGUGUUGCCUACGACGGCCCAAUUCCUACCGCGAUUUCUUUACUUAGAAUGUAGUAGGUACUAUUGAGCAGUUAUAAAUCGUAUAUGAGAAUGAAUAGGAGGCAUAGCCACUCCAUCAGUUAGAAGUCAUAUAGUUAUUUUAUCAAUUUAGAG